UCAGAUUCGUAAAGACGUGCUGAGCGGCGAAGAACAGCUACGUAAGCAAGAAUAACGGUGUUUUGCAGAGCCCUAAAAGACUUCAACGCCAGCAGUUCGUUGUUCGGAUUUGUGAAAAUGAAGAAAAUUGUGCUAUGCGGCGUGCUUUUUGCGAUAGUGGUGUUGGAGGCUAAAUCGGAAGAAAGCCUUUUUGAGCAAGAUCUGGGCGACCAGUUCAAGAUUGAUGCUUCAACGCGAGGACUGCAAAAAGUAAACCUUCGCUGUGGUGCCGACUCGAUGCGUAUUGAGCUGAAGACCGAGGAAGAUUUCGAUGGCGUCAUGUACACGAGGGGUAGCUUCUACAAACAAAGUGAACCGUGUUUUGUCAAACCAAAGCGUGCUGGAAAAUCUCUGGAGAUGAAGUUCAACCUGGACCAGUGCCAGACUAUCAACGAGGGUGAGGUGUACUCGAACAUCGUUGUGGUGCAGCACGAUCCAGAUCUGGUUACUCCCGGAGAUGCUGCAUUUGCUGUAGAGUGUGACUUCCGGAAACCCCGGGGAGUUACCGUCAGCUCCCAGUUCCAGGCUAGAGACAGUGUUACACCCACAUCGCGCAUCACACUGACAAGUCCCGAUCCGUCAGCACCCACGCAAGACCACGACCAAUACAAUUCAGUUUUCAGUGACACGGAUACGGUUUCCUUUGUGCCGGGUCACUUCACGAAUCAAACCGCUGAAGAAAAGCGAGUGAAGGGCUCGGUCGAGACGGUCGAAAUUUCCUCCAACAGAAUCACGGAUGAACUCUGAACAAACAAUUCAAAUUAUAUAUUAAUUUAUUUAUUCCUCAAACAUACCGUAUUAUACAAGAACAUCUUCCAGUUUUACUAACUUUCAUUCUCGUAUUUUUCAGGCCUGUCUUAGACAAGGUUAACGCCACUCCUUCCCAACCUUCUGAGAAUUAAUUCAUACUACAACAAUACACUACUAGUUCUAAUCUGUUAGAAUGCCAAACAGGACUGAUUUCCAAGCCCACGUGAAAAACGUAUUUUACUGGCAUGACUUUACCAUUAUCAGUUAACUAAUUGUACUAACACGUAUUACCAGAGCAUGCCAAUGGUAGCUAAUAAUUUUUUAGUAUUUUAGACCUUUAGAAUAUAGAAUGGAGUCUAGGUGUUACUAAGAGUAGAAAUGCUCGUAGUUUGUCACUGUUAUAAGUGAGUAUAAGUGUUACAUUAGGUAGAUGAAUGCGUGAGAUUGUGUGAAUGGUUAAUUAUUGUAACCGUAAGAGCUGACAGGAAUAAAGAAAAUUCAA
This is a messenger RNA of Topomyia yanbarensis, 1291 nucleotides long. RefSeq lists its product as uncharacterized. The record is from RefSeq and is a predicted model, not a curated record. Bases 118 to 786 code for a protein of 222 amino acids. Lineage: Eukaryota; Metazoa; Arthropoda; Insecta; Diptera; Culicidae. The transcript has 3 exons.